Molecule: messenger RNA, 4080 nt
Organism: Brenthis ino (lesser marbled fritillary)
Lineage: Eukaryota; Metazoa; Arthropoda; Insecta; Lepidoptera; Nymphalidae
Source: the annotation of a GenBank genome assembly
AUGAGUGCUAUUUUGAACUCUCUCAGGAACUUGGCAAGUUCUGCAAGGACUGCCUCAGCUGGAGAUACAAGUGCUCGUUUCGGAGUUACUCCUGGUAACGAGGGCCCCGGCGAGGGCGGUUUCGCGGAGUGGCUGCACGCCAUGCGCCUCGUCGCGCGCCUUCCCGCCGGGGUACCGCAACAUUUUCGUAGAAAGCUAUGGCUGACACUAGCAGAUCGGCACUUGACCGCACGGGGCAUCGACUGGCCGGUCGCCGAACGUGCCUGCUUCCGAGGGACAGCGCAGCCCGAUGAUACUGAACUUAGCGCUCAGAUCCUCAAGGAUCUACAUCGCACGGGAUGUUCUCUUUUUUGUGGAGCAGAAGGCCGCGAAAAUCAAGCGAUGCUACGAAGAGUAUUAUUAGCUUACGCCAGAUGGAAUAAGGACGUUGGCUAUUGUCAAGGUUUCAAUAUGUUAGCUGCUAUCAUAUUAGAAGUAAUGGAGAAAUCUGAAUCGGAUUCACUAAAAGUAAUGAUAUAUCUAGUGGAAGCUGUAUUACCUGAAGGUUAUUUCGCUGACGAUCUCAGAGGAUUAUCAGCGGACAUGGCCGCCUUUAGAGACUUAUUACGAUUAAGGCUUCCUCGACUAGCUCAACAUAUGGAUAAUUUACAAAGAAUAUCUGAUGGAGGCGGCGUUGAACCACCUUUACCAGACGUGUUCACUAUGCAAUGGUUUCUCACGUUGUACGCAACGUGGUUGCCUCGAGAGUCCUUGCUAAGGAUCUGGGACUUAAUUUUACUUGACGGUAACGAGAUCCUGUUACUCACCGCGUUAGCCAUCUGGGAUAUGCUCGAAGACCGCAUUCUCUCAGCGAGGUCCGCGGAUGAGUUCUACAGUUGUAUGGGUGGUGGUGUCGGCGCUGUAUGGGAAGCAGGCGAAGCGUUAGUUGCUAGAGUAGUCGCUUUUAACUCUGUGCCGGAACUACCGCGUCUCCGCAGCUUACACAGAUAUAGAGUAACGCCACCAGCUCCUCCAAAUGCCCCUUCAGUACAUCCUCCUUUGCAAUCAGCGAUGCAAUCAAUGACGAAGCGGGGCUUACGACUCUUCUAUUCUGAAGAUGAAGGAGAUUCCAGUGAUGAUGGAAAUAAAAUGGCUUUAGCUACGGUUAUACCUAGACGAGAAGAUCGUUCAGGAGCUGGUGAUAGAUUGUCUUUAGAUAUUGGGGCACUAAAAAGACAAUACGCUCGAUUGCGAGAACGUCAACGUCAAGCACAUGUCAUCUUAGCAGCAGCAUGUGCGCGACAUGCAGCAGUUGGUGUACCUACUUCUCCAACCUCACUUACAGUAAACAAUUUACUAUUGGGGAAGAGCGCCAUUGUUAGUUCUAGAGGACGGAGACUUGGACCCCCACCGGGCGCAGUACCACCAUCACGACAAACAACUCCAACAAUUCAAGACAAAUCAGAACAGCGUAUUUGUAAAGAUGUAAAUGAUACUAUCAGUUGGGAAGAAGAGAAAAGUCGGAAAUAUCAAAAUAGAAGAAAUUCGGUAAAAUGGAAAGAUAUAAAAAAAGAAAAAGCUCUUGAUAUUGCGCGAAAAGCUUCGAUUGAUUUAGAUGAAACGGGAGACGGUAUCAUUGUGUCAGAAUUAGAAGCCAAUGCAAUGAUAGCCUCUAUGCGAUCUCGCAGCUCUAGUGAGACCUCGUCCUAUUCUUCGCGUUCGGAAUCUAGUACUGAUACUAGUUUGUGCGAUGAAAACGAAAAGGCGAGUGAUUCAGACCAUGAUUUAUCUACUGAUGACAAAGUUAAAAAUACAAAAAAUGUACUACCAAAAUCUACCACGUAUAAAGAUAUACCACAUACCAUACCACAAAGUAUAAAGAAAGUAAAUAAGGAUUCUUCCUUCGAGAAACUGCUGUCUCCUAAUAAAAGAAAAAAAUUAAAGGAAAAAGUAGAUAUUUCUGAAUAUCUCGAUUCGGCUGCUGGUGAAUCAUUACGUGUUUAUAUUGACGGUUUUGAGAUGAAAUUAAAAGAACGUGAAGAUAGCAGUAAUGACAAAAAGGUGUUCAGUGCUGCAAGUCCUCAAAAAGACAUUGCCCAUUCUAAAUUACAAUUUGAUAAAAAAUAUACCUUUCUUUCAUCUGAAACCGAAGAUAUCAAAAAUCAAAUAAAUUCCAAAAACUCAAUUCCUUCCAAAUUGGCAAGUUACAAAUCAAUCAAAACAUCACCUUGUCAUUGCGUUUUAGAUUUUGAACCAUUAUAUAAGGAUGUAGCCGUAAGACGAUCAUCGACGUCGAAUCUGGAUAAAACUAUAAGGCCUCUUGAUAUCAUUGACACAAUGACAAUGAAUCCUAAUUUUGUUCCUGAUAUUGAUCUAUCUGAAAGAUAUGAAAGUCCAUUAAGAAGUCCUGGUUCAGAUAGUGUAAUUAUUAGUGAAGAUGAACCUCCUAUUCCUCUGAAAAUCGAUAAAUAUUUUGAGCAUAGCCCAGAAUUUUUUGGAGCAAGAUUAUCAGAUCCUAAUAAUUUAGAAAUUCCAAGUCGACGUGCUACAAAAAGAAAUUCAAGAUUACCAAAAAAACCAGAUUCAUUAACACUUCAAAGCAAUAAUAAUGAGAGGAGUUUAAAAAAUGAAGUGGAACGUGCAUCCUCAUUACCGCAAAGUCAUAGUUUUAUAUGUAUAAAAUCUGAAAGUCCAGAUGUAAGGGAAAAGAAAAACGACGUAAAUUUUCACGACUCUAAAGAUAAUAAAUACAUAAAUACACAAAAUAAUAUUAAAAAAAAAUCAGAGCAUACAGAAAAUAUAAGUAUAGAAGAAUCACCAGGAAAAGAUAUUUCCACUUGUAAAGAUUACAUGUUACGAUCAGGUCGUAAAAACAGUGAAAGAGCACUACAGAUAAUUCAAGAAAACUCUCAAAUACUAAGUCGAAUUUUAACAAAGCAGAAUGUUGCAUUGUCUAAUAAUAACCAACAAGGGAAGAAAAAUUUACCAGAAAAUAUAUCUUCAGAUAAAAGGUAUAUAGUUGACAUGACUCCUCCGAAAAUUUCAGAAACAAAAUUACUUAAUUCUCCUUUACUUAAAGAAUCAACAUCAGAUUCACUAAUUGGUAAUAUAAAGAGAGUAACGAAAGAUGUAACAACGGAUAAAAGUGAUAUUUUGAAGGCCAGACCAAUUUCCAUCGAUGAUCCGUUUUCUUUUGAAGCUCGUAACUCUUCGAUGGGAAGUGAGGAAUUUUCUUUUAAAAAUAUUAAAACACCGAGUAUUGAAUGUCUGGGUAAUAAAACAGAUUUGUAUGGAUGGGAAAAUAAGGGAUUUUUAGCGAAAUGCGAUUAUAUAAGCAGCUCAAAAGUUCGAUCUGAAAAUCUAUGUGAUGAGAUGAAAAACAAAAGUACUGAUACUUCCAUAACAAACGAAAAACAAUCUAAAAAUAGAAGACCAACAUCAGAUGAAUGGUCACGAUAUUCAAUUUCAAGCGAGUCCAAGGUAUCCGUCACGUUGCCUUCUUCAGAAUUAAAAGAUAGUUCCACAUAUGAGCGGCGAUUUACUUCUGAUGAUUUUAAUUAUCCACUUUCAAACUCCACAAAAUACAAUGAAUCAAUGUUAACAAAAGCGAAUGAUGUAUGUAAUAGAGCCAUGGAUCAAAGUCCAAAACUAUACGAAAAUUUGGUUAAAACAGAAAAUAGUUCCUACAGUGACUUUUCCCAUAGAGUGACGUCGUCUAUUAGUUUUACUUGUGAACCUACUCUAGACGAUGAUUCUCCAAUGGGUGCAAAAAGUAAUUCUAGUGAUACGUUAUGCCAAAUCACAUCAUUAGAUCAAAUUUCAACACCAAUGUCACCAAAAAUGUUUCCAAAUCGAGAAACGCCGACAUUACCAAGAGACUCUAUGGACAUUAGUGAUAAAACGAAGAUUGACUCUGAUGAUACUUGCAGUGCAAUCACGUCUCUUUUAGAAACAGAUACAUUAUCUUCUUUGUCGUAUCCGAGGAGUCCAUCUACAGGUUCCUACCAUCCAUUUCCUACAAGACCAGCGAUGCGAUUGCCUAAAGAUCUCGGAGUACGAUUAGGUAUGUACCCUAAAGAAACGAUUAAUUCUCCACAGAAG